This is a messenger RNA of Galdieria sulphuraria, 548 nucleotides long. RefSeq lists its product as uncharacterized. The transcript has 3 exons. NCBI's taxonomy places the organism in Eukaryota, Rhodophyta, Bangiophyceae, Galdieriales, Galdieriaceae. The coding region runs from base 27 to 428 and encodes 133 amino acids. The record is from RefSeq and is a predicted model, not a curated record.
CAAAUUAUCAAUAGACGAAUGAAGUAAUGUUGUGGAAGAAUGGUUGUGAUUCCUUUACUCAAAAAAGAAAGAAACAGAAAAAGUCUACUUGUUCUACAGACAGAUCCUUAUUAAACUGUGGAAACCCCCAUAUUUUACUAGACCAAUUACAGUUCUUAAACAAACAACACCAAGAAACGUCAGAAAAAGUACCAACUGCCCAUUUUCAGGAAACCAAGUUGAAAGUGGAAGGUUUCUUAUCAAAAUUACGGGAAGAAAAUGAAAAGUUAUUGCAGAGUGAUUCUCCUAACUUGGAACCAAGUCAAGAGGAGGAGAGUUUUAUUGAAAUGAAUAUUUUUGUGGACCGUUCUCUGGGAGAACUUGUAAAAGGUGAAGAAGAAACUUGCAGAGAAAAGCCUUUGGUAGAAGAGGUAGAUAAUAAGCAAUAGUGUAGAUUGUAGUGUUCCUCAAAUGGAUAAAACGAGACAACCCUCUUCAGGAUCCUCCUUUUUGUUUUGUCCAUUGGAAGAAGAAGUAUUGUUGUCUUGCUUGUGUAUUAUGUCUCUAUU